This is a messenger RNA of Aureococcus anophagefferens, 330 nucleotides long. RefSeq names its product expressed protein. The transcript has a single exon. The record is from RefSeq and is a predicted model, not a curated record. Lineage: Eukaryota; Pelagophyceae; Pelagomonadales; Pelagomonadaceae. The annotation marks the transcript as partial.
GUCAAGCUCGCGACCACGGCCAUCGCGCUCUCGGACCUCGACCACCAGCGGAACGAGUCGCUCACGCUCGCGAUGGCGCGGACCGGCGAUGCGCGCGACGCGCCGCCAGGCGAGGCCAAGCCCAUCCUCUACGUCAAGGUCAAGUUCAUGUACUCCCGGCUGCUGCCCAUCCGCCACGCGAUCUACGGCAUGCUCGAGCACGAGCGCCGCCUCGACACCGACAUCUCGAACCUGCGCUACAACAAGCCCACGGAGCACGCCUGGGACUGGCCCGAAGACGAAGCCGCCAAGCGGCGGCCCAACGUCGACCCGAACAUCGACCUCGUCUAA